AUGGCGAGCAUUAUGAAGGCAGUUGACAUCCGAGGUGGCAAGGGCGAAAUAGAUGCCCUCUUCAUCAACGACGAAACUCCAGUACCAUCCCCUACGGACGACCAGGCUCUCAUCCGUAUCAAAGCCUUUGGCAUCAACCGUAUGGAUAUCAUCCAGCGGCGCGGAUUUUACCCGCUCCCUCCCCAGGCGCCCUUGACCCUUGGCGUCGAAUUCAGCGGCGUCAUCGAGUCUUUCGGCUCCGAUGACCGUGGCGGUUUCAAGGAGGGAGACGAGGUGUUUGGGCUGGCCUACGGCGGCGCCUACGCCGAGUACAUCGCCGUCAGUACGCGGAUGCUGUUGCACAAGCCCAAGGCUAUGAGCUUUGAGACGUGCGCUGGUAUCCCAGAGACGUGGAUCACGGCGACACAGGCGCUCCACCUCGUGCUGGGCUUCGCGCGGGGUAAGUCGAUCCUGUGGCAUGCGGGCGCCUCGGGCGUGUCUAUUGCUGGCAUCCAGCUGUCCCGCGUGGCCGGCGCCUCUGCUGUCUAUGCCACAGCUGGGACGCAGGACAAGUGCGACUUCAUCACCUCGAAGCUCGGGGCCACGGCGGCUUUCAAUUACAAGACGCAGGACUGGGCCGAGGAGAUCAAGAGCCACACCGGGGGCAAGGGCGUGGACUUCAUCGUCGAUUUUGUCGGCGGAGACUACUUCCAGCAGAACAUCACCGUUGCCGCCCGCGAUGGCCGCAUAGUUCUCCUUGGUACUCUGAGUGGGGGCAAGGUUCCCAACGCCGACAUCUCGCAGAUCCUGUUCAAGCGACUGCGCAUCGAAGGCAGCACGCUGAGGAGCCGUGACGUGGUAUACCAGGGGGAGCUACGUGACAAGCUCGAGGAGUACCUCCCGGAUUUUGAGUCUGGAAAGUUGAAGAUAUUUGUGGACAAUGUUCUCCCUUGGGAGAAGAUUCAGGAGGCCCACCAGCACAUGGAGGACGCCAAGAACCUGGGAAAGAUAAUCUGCACCAUCCCCUAA
Messenger RNA from Ilyonectria robusta, 1008 nucleotides. RefSeq lists its product as uncharacterized. The record is from RefSeq and is a predicted model, not a curated record. Gene Ontology annotation, molecular function: oxidoreductase activity. The transcript is spliced from 2 exons. NCBI's taxonomy places the organism in Eukaryota, Fungi, Ascomycota, Sordariomycetes, Hypocreales, Nectriaceae. Bases 1 to 1008 code for a protein of 335 amino acids.